GGAGCUACCGUCGGUCCGCCCGGCGCGGCGGGGCCAUGCCGGGGGUGUCCGCCGCAGCCCGCAGCCUGUGGCUGUGCGCGGUAGUGCUGGGGUGCCUGGCGGCGGCGCGGCCCCGCCACAGAGUUCUUGAAUGCUCUCCUGGUGGGCAUCAGAUUCUGCAGAGCCCUUACCGAAGCAUUGAUUUUGAUUCAUCCCACCUCCAGCAAUCAGCUAUUCAGGAUUUAAUAUGUGACCAUUACCUAACACCAGGAUGGUACCGCUUUAUGAUAUUUGAUAAGCCUGCUGAGAUGCCAACCAAGUGUGUGGAGAUGAAUCACUGCGGUACUCAAGCCCCUGUCUGGUUGUCUCUGAGGGAGUCAGAAUCCAUGCCUCGACCUGGUGAGAUCAAACACUUAACAGCUUGCGCUACAUGGCAGUUUUUCUUCAGCACUUCAAAAGACUGCUGUCUUUUCCGAAUCCCUGUCAGUGUGAGGAACUGUGGAGAUUUCUUUGUUUACUUACUGCAGCCCACCCAAGGAUGCAUGGGGUAUUGUGCAGAAGUUGUUUCAGAUGCAAAGGCACAGACCUGUGAUCCUGAGGGAAGGGAAAUUCAAGGCGCCUGUAGCAGUAACAUGGCUUCUUCAUUGUCUCCAGCUGUGUCACCACCACUACCAGCCAUUCCUGAAGUUAUAGCAGAGCUGAUCAAAGGCAGCAUUUAUCUAAGGUGUACCUUUGGCAUUCCUUCUGCAAACAGCUCAGUUGGAUUCACUAUAACUUGGUCAAGACUUUCUCCUGAAGGUAUCAAAGAAGAACUGAAACAUGAAACAGCAUUUCAUGGCUUCUCACUUCUAGAGUUAGAUGGGAUAAGCAUCAGACUGGGAGACAGAGUGUACUGUAGCAGUUCUGCUUUUUUUGUGGAGAAGCCAGAUAUUCAAAGUUCUUCUGUUGAGAGCAAGGAAUUUUUUGCUGGCAUUAAGAUACAUCCAGAAACAUAUGAUAUAUCAGAAAAUGGGAAGGAAUACAGACUGGCAAUAGAAAGUAGCAUUCCUAUUCCUUGUCCUGAGUUUAGCCAGCUUGAAGGUGACUGCAAAAUCUCUUUAGCAUUGCAUACUGUUGAUGAAGGUAAAGAGCAGUUAGGUUUAAACUUGGCUCUUUCCUCCUGUCAUGUGGAUCUUCUCCAGAAGCCCUGCAAUAACGGAAUUUGUAGUCAAGCUGUAAUUUAUUUCACUGCUGUGACAGACUUUAUGCAGGAUGGAGACAGAAUUACCAGAAUUGCAGUCGAACCUAUAUCCAGUGAGAAUUUCCUGUGGAAUGGCUAUGUUCCAGACAGCACACAGAUUAGAGUAAAGGAUCUACCCACUGCCUACUGCUACUCAUUUACUGACCCUCAUAUAAUUACAUUUGAUGGAAGGCCCUAUGACAAUUUUAAAAAGGGAACAUUUGUUCUUUACAAGAGUACGUCUCGAGAUUUUGAAGUUCAUGUUCGCCAGUGGGACUGCGGAAGUCUUCACUACCCAGCAUCCUGCAACUGUGGCUUUGUUGCCAAAGAAGGAAGUGAUAUAAUUGCAUUUGACAUGUGCAGUGGUCAGCUACACGAGACACAGCCGCGCUUAUCUGUAAUAACUAGAGACACAACAGGAAGCAAUGUUAGAAUCACUGAAUCCUACCUAGGAAGAAAAGUAACAGUUUUGUUUUCUUCCGGAGCUUUUGUUCGUGCUGAUGUCAGUGAAUGGGGAAUGAGCAUAACACUGAGGGCACCCAGUUCGGAUUACAGACAUACAGUGGGACUCUGUGGCACCUUUGAUGGAAGUGCAGAGAAUGACUAUCACACCACAAGUGGGGUAGAAAUCCCAAACCACGCUGAUGUUCCUUCCUCUUUUAUUAAGGAAUGGAGAAUUUCACCAGGAGACAGCUUGUUUGACAAGACACCUGCUUCUUUAACAUCUUCUAGAAAAAUGGUCUUUUGUGACUGUGCACUUGAAGAUACUGGACUAUAUACAUCAGUGAAUAAACUAGAGACAGUUUCACAGUCAGAAUUUUCUCUGUCUUGUAAAGAAAGUGAAAAUGGUAGAUUUCUUUCUUUGAUACCAGGACUGGAUGUCACUGCUGAGUAUCUUGGGCCCGUCAGUCUUGUGAAAGGCUUAAAGAAACGUUUGUCUGCACAUGAAAUGGAUUCAUCUUCACUUCUGCAGAGGGAGGAUAAUCAAACCAAUCUUCGUAAAACAUCACUAGGAAACACACGUGUCUCUGCAACCUCAGUGGGAAAUACUGGUGUAGAAAGAGAAGGAACUUCAAAUUCAGGCAUUAGAAGAAAUUCUCACCGUUACAGUAGUCAUCUUGACAAAACUCAACCUGUUACAAGUAGGGGGAAGCGCCAAAACUAUUACGAAUACCAUUCGGUAUUUCUAUUCCAAAGUCUUAGCCAAACAGACUUAGAGGGAUAUAGUUACUUUUUUCCAGAGGACUAUGCCACUGACACAGAUCAGAAGUUUCUCCCUUCUUGGCCCACACCCUCUGGCCUCACAGAGCCUAGCGCUUUGUUACUAUGCCAGCAGGCAAUAGCUAAUUCCAGUAUAGGAAGAUCUUGCAGUGGCCUUCUUGGCCGGCGAAUAGAGGAUGCAAUCGAUAUGUGCGUUAAAGAUUUGCUGCUGAAAGAUGACCUCACUUGGGCAGAAGCUUCCUUAGCUCUUCUAGAGAAUGAAUGUGAGAAAAGAGUUUUAGAAGAAAUAAAUUACAACCAGCAGGAACUUGAAGGGUCAGUUGAGAGCCUGCUUACAGCAUUAAAAUGUCCCAGUCUCUGCAGGGGUAAUGGGGAAUGUACAGAAUGGGGCUGUGCAUGUUUUCAAGGCUACAGCUCAUAUGACUGCAGCAUACUGUCUGCCCAGGCUCCAGAAAUUACAGCGCUGGAGAAUGCUGGGCUGUGCGAUAUUCGACAAUAUGACUGCACAUCAGUGAGAGCUUUUGGACAUGGCUUCAGGGAGUCACUGAGUCUGAAAUGUGAAAUUGUCAAACUACAGUAUAGCGAUGGACAAUGGAUUCCUGGAGAGCCUCUGUCUAUGCCAGCUGCCUUCCAGAAUUCCAGGACUGUCGACUGUCAGUUACCAAGUGAUGGCCAGCAGUCUGAUGUCAUGGAUGUGGUUGAUGAUAAACCCAUUGCCAGGUGGCAAAUAAAGAUUUCUAAUGAUGGAUUCAUUUAUAGCAACUCUAAAACAAUGGUACUGUAUGAUGGAGCCUGUCAGACAUGUGAACCACAAGAACCUGGCUUAUGUACAUUAAAGGAGAAAACAUGCAACAUAGAUGGUCUCUGUUAUGGUGAAGGUGACACAAAUCCAACCAGCCCUUGUUUACUCUGCAGACCUGACAUAUCAAAGUUAACUUGGUCAGUUGUUGAAAACAACCAGCCUCCAGUGCUUGAAAAUUUUCGGGGUAUGCUACAGACUUUUUAUGGAGAAGAUUUUGUGUAUCAGUUUUUGGCUUCAGAUCCAGAGGGCUCUGCUAUUCAUUUCACAUUGGAUUCUGGUCCAGAAGGUGCCAGUCUUUCCCCAUCAGGUCUCCUUUUGUGGAAAGCUGUGUCAAUGAAUCCCCAUAAAUUAACAUUUUCUUUGACAGAUGACUGCAGUGCAAAGACUAAGGUAGAAAUAAAGGUCAGUGUAAAAUCAUGUGAUUGCCUAAAUAAUGGCUCAUGUGUGACAAACAUUAAUUUCCCACCUGGAAGUGGAAGAUAUCUUUGUGUGUGUGUGGCUGGAUUUGAAGGUGAUCUCUGUCAAGUGAAUACUGAUGACUGUAAACUUAACCCGUGUGGUAUUGGCAGAUGUGUGGAUGGAAUAAACAGCUAUUACUGUGAAUGUCCACCUGAACUUCAAGGUAAAAAUUGUCAAGAUGAUGUAGACGAAUGUAUAUCCAGUCCUUGCUUCCCUGGAGUGUUUUGCUUCAAUACUUUUGGUUCUUACUAUUGUGGUCCAUGCCCAGAUAAUCUGCAAGGAAAUGGGAAGUUAUGUUACGAAAGCUUUGAAACCACUAAUGUUGAAAGAAAGCAUUCCACAGGAGAAAUUGGAGGGAAUAAAGGUUUUCAGCAGUCGUCGUUUGAAAAGGAUUUAAGCAUCUUGAGCUAUAUUUCAAGCACUACAGGUGUCCCCGAGAGAUUUAUUUCUACAGAAGUAGUCAGUAGCAGUGCUCCACCAUCUUCCACAGUAAAAGCCAUCACUGCUUGGAAGUCACUUCAUUCUCAGAGAAGUGCUUCUGUACAGCCUGCUGUUAUUGGAAACAUUGCUCAUGCUCUCAGCAGCAUCAGUGAUCACCUUGCUAACAUGGAAGAGAGUUCUUCAGUAUAUGCUGUGAAGCCUGCAUCUUCACAGAGCCGUGUUGCAUCACCUGAGAAGAAAAUAAGGGCACAAGUUGAGGCCUACAGCUAUUUUGAGACCAGCAGGAAGACUUCUAGCAGCACAAAAAAUAUAAGCAAAGGGCUGUCUUUGCAAAGCAAAGUUCUCAAAGGUGGAAAUGCUUACAGAGUUCAACAACUGUUAGACAAGCAUAAGGCGAGUCCUUUACCUUUUGGCCUUGUUGAAGUCACUGCCCCUCCAAAAAUGCUUCCUGAAGAGCUGAGCGAAAUAGUGAUUCCUAAAGCAGUAACCUGUACUGAUUUACCCUGUUUUCCUGGCGUACCUUGUGAGCCACGUCAGGAUGGAGGUGUCAAGUGUGGUCGUUGUCCUUAUGGUUAUUAUGGAGAUGGCUUCACUUGCAGAGCCAGAUGUAGACAAACAUGUGGCAAAAACAUGGAGUGUGUGGCACCUAAUACUUGCAAGUGCAAGCCUGGUUAUAGUGGUUAUAACUGUCAGGCUGCUCUCUGCAGGCCUGAUUGCAAAAACCACGGGAAGUGCAUUAAGCCCAAUGUCUGUGAAUGUCGUCCAGGAUAUAGUGGCUCUGCUUGUGAGGAAGCACAUUGUAAACCACCCUGUCAAAAUGGAGGCACGUGCUUGGCCAGAAAUCUCUGCACCUGUCCAUAUGGUUUUGUGGGACCAAGAUGUGAUACGAUGGUUUGCAACAGGCACUGUGAAAAUGGUGGUAAAUGCCUUACUCCAGACACCUGCCAGUGUAAACGUGGGUGGUACGGACCUACAUGCAGUACAGCAAUGUGUGACCCCGUGUGUCUUAAUGGUGGUUCCUGUACUAAGCCAGAUGUUUGCCUAUGUCCACAUGGAUUCUUUGGUGCCCAGUGUCAGAAUGCUGUCUGCAGCCCACCUUGUAAGAAUGGUGGUCAUUGCAUGAGAAACAACAUCUGUACUUGUCCUGAGGGGUACAUGGGCAGAAGAUGUGAAAAAAGUGUCUGUGAGCCAAGGUGCAUGAAUGGAGGAAGGUGCGUAGGACCAAAUGUUUGCUCUUGUCCUUCAGGUUGGAGAGGAAAAAGAUGUAACACUCCGAUCUGUCUUCAGGAGUGUGGGAACGGUGGAGAGUGUAUUGGGCCAAGUACGUGUCAUUGUCCUCCGCAGUGGGAAGGAAUCCGGUGUCAAACACCUGUGUGCAACCAGAAGUGUCUGUUCGGAGGCAGGUGUGUAUUGCCCAAUGUAUGCUUGUGUCGUCCUGGUUAUACUGGAGUCAUCUGUGGCAAGAAAAUUCAGGUACAAAGACAUCAUGGUUGAAGAAAAAGAAGUGUAUCAUCAGUUGCAAUGCUGCAUGUAUGAGACUUGAAAAUAGCAAAAGGGUUGAAGGCAAUUGCAGCAUUUAUUUAAAUGAAUAUCCAGAAGCAUUAUUUUAGAUGAUUC
Neopsephotus bourkii (Bourke's parrot) is the source of this 5738-nucleotide messenger RNA. RefSeq names its product von Willebrand factor D and EGF domains (gene VWDE). The record is from RefSeq and is a predicted model, not a curated record. The transcript has 31 exons. Lineage: Eukaryota; Metazoa; Chordata; Aves; Psittaciformes; Psittacidae. Gene Ontology annotation, cellular component: cell surface; extracellular region. Bases 36 to 5615 code for a protein of 1859 amino acids. Gene Ontology annotation, biological process: anatomical structure development. Gene Ontology annotation, molecular function: calcium ion binding; signaling receptor binding.